Molecule: messenger RNA, 568 nt
Organism: Coffea eugenioides
Lineage: Eukaryota; Viridiplantae; Streptophyta; Magnoliopsida; Gentianales; Rubiaceae
Exons: 2
Coding region: 1-465 (154 amino acids)
Biological process (GO): intracellular protein transport; retrograde transport, endosome to Golgi
Cellular component (GO): Golgi membrane; cytosol; Ric1-Rgp1 guanyl-nucleotide exchange factor complex
Molecular function (GO): protein binding
Source: RefSeq, a predicted model, not a curated record
AUGCAGUUUUGUGGGUUUGUUGAUCUUGACAUUUCACUCUCUGAUGGAAGUAGAGCUGAUAAAUUGUCUCAUUCUUUGGAUAAUGGUCUUCCUUCUAAUGGAGCACAAGGUGUUUCUCUGCCCAUGAAUUAUAUGAGGAAGAAGUCUGCUAUUGUGCACAUGGAGUUUUCCUUCUCACUGAGGUUACUGUUUUUGCUCUUUUGUGAUGGACAACUUGUGUCAUGUUCUGUAAGUAAGAAAGGAUUAAAGCAAGCUGAUUUAAUUAAAGUUGAAAAGAAGCUGGCAUCUGGUUAUGCUGUAUGUGCCUCAGUUGCUUCAGAGCAACAAAUUCUUGCUGUGGGUACAAAAAGGGGAGAUGUUGAAUUGUAUGACCUCACAGAUUCUGCUUCCCUUGUUCGUGUUGUUUCUUUAUAUGACUGGGGGCGUUCAUCAGCUCAACUUCCACAACCUAAACAUUCAAGAUGAAAUCUAAACUUGUUUGCUUUUCAUAUUUACAAUGCCUGUAUAAUUACAGCUUCUUUCCAGUACUACUAAUUUUUCCCUCAAAUUCCUGUAUAAUAUAGCUCCA